CAGAGAUCCUUAAAAUGAAGUUAACAGCCCAGUAUGUUAUCUGCUUGCAACACAUGUGUAACACCCUUGCAAGCCUUGGCAAGCUGAAGAAACCAUGCCCAAAGGUACAUGAGAGGGUUAUGGAGAAACGUCAGGCUCUUUAUUUUUUGCCAGUUUUGGCUGUGGCAAGUUUCCUCAUCAAGAUAACUUCCUUCAGUCACUACACACAGCUUAAGGGCACAGGUGGAUCAAGCUCUCUUCGCCCGGUGCUGACUGGUCCUGACCUGGCCUUCAGUGGCCCAAGGGUGGUUUUCCGUUGUGUUGCACCUAACGUCUCCCCACCAGUCAUCUAUGAGCUGAUAAAGGAUGGACGUGUGCGAAUUGGCCGCGAUAGAGAUUUUCAUGGUGGCCAAGUUGCAUUAUUCCCUAUCAAAGUAACUGCAGCGUCAGAAGGGUCAUACCACUGCAGGGCCACAGCUGGAGGAACCAGAGAAAUCAGCAACAGCAUUAAGCUGAGAGUAGUCACUCCACCAUCAUAUACCAGAGUGACCUCUGAACCCUUCCCCCCAGUUGCAUAUGAGGGGUCACGCAUGGCCCUGAGCUGUGAUGUUGAAAUGGGGUCCCACCUUUCCUACAGCUGGUUUUUUAACAGGAAGGAAAUAACAUCUUCCACUUCUCUCCCCUUCCACUUUGUGGGAAACAAGCUGUUGGUUGAGAGGGUAACUCCUGAGUAUGCUGGAAAUUAUUCUUGUAGUGCUUGGACCAGCGUGAAUGAGAUCAAGAGGAUUUCCAGCAGCACAGAGGUCCAGGUGACAAUCAAAGUCUAUGUUUCAAAGCCAGAGAUCUCCUUCUCCGUUCAUAAAGAGGGAACCGGUUACCAUGGCAAUGUGACGUGCUGGUCAACAAGAGGGAGCCCUCCGGUGAACUUUUAUCUUUUACUAGAUGGUAAAGAAGUGGACUCUGCCACAGCAGCUCAGACCCUCGCUGCCUGGUUCCUUGUAGUCGUAGUACCCGAGCUGGACAUGGGAGAGGCACGAUGCCGGGUGAAAACCGAGAAUCAGGACCUCACGAGUGAGCCCGUGAACCUGGAAGUAGUCCCAGUUGGAGGAAAUGUGAAAGUGGAGGUGGAAUAUCUGUACACAGCUGAUUCCAAACUGACUACAGCAAGGCUGAGCUGUCACGUCAGCAGAGGAACUUUUCCUUACAUCUCGUGGCUCUUCAAUGACUCUGUCCUUCCCUCUGAGUCUCAUCCGGAUUCCCACAUUCAGCCCAUCCUGCCUCACAUUGCCUUCGCUGACCGAAGACGAUCCCUCGUCCUCACUAAGCUCAGCCCAGAGGAGUCUGGGUAUUACCGCUGCAGGGCCAGGGACAACUACGAUGACGCUGGGCCCUGGGUGGAGAGUGCAGCUGAGCUGGUCCAAGUCACAGUCAACUCCAUGUCUCAAGCAGAGUCCUCAACCGAAACGCCACCAAGUGAAAGUUUUUGCAUGAACAUCACAGAAGCUGUCACCAUCACAUUCUGCUGCUUCGUUCUCCUCAUUCUAGUAGUGGGUUCAGCCUGCGUGUACAAGAUGUUUGAAAACAAGCAAGCUCAUACCAACAGUGUUCCAGCAAACUCUGAUGCACUUCAGUCUGAACUGACACACCAGUCAGGGGGAAAUACGGCUGAUACUACCGCUACAGAUUGCGAUGUUCAAAAUCAGAUCACUGAGGUCACAGUAUGAUGCACAAGAGUCCUUCACCUCCUAAUACAAUAUUUAAUUUUAAAUGUUUAUAUUAUGUUAAUAUUUAAUAUUUAAUGUUCUUGGGUUACUGAACUGUCUACAUGGCACUGUUGGAACAUUCAGUUAUAGACAAGUGCGAAAUUGCAUUGCCUACCUACUGUAUACUGUUAUUUUGAUGCAAAUAAAUUUUUAAUUAUUAGAUUACA
This is a messenger RNA of Oreochromis aureus, 1909 nucleotides long. Its product is annotated as Fc receptor-like protein 5. Gene Ontology annotation, biological process: cell surface receptor signaling pathway. The coding region runs from base 15 to 1703 and encodes 562 amino acids. The transcript has 12 exons. Gene Ontology annotation, molecular function: transmembrane signaling receptor activity. The record is from RefSeq and is a predicted model, not a curated record. NCBI's taxonomy places the organism in Eukaryota, Metazoa, Chordata, Actinopteri, Cichliformes, Cichlidae.